AUUACGCGUUGAAUUCGCGUUCGCGGAUCGUUGUGUCGCGUACAUUUUGUCGCGACAAAUGCUCCCGCUUUUCCAUCUUCCUCCCUCGCUCGCUUUAUCUCCCUCCUUCUCGAUCGAGCUUCCCUCUCCUCGUACUAAGAGGCCCCGAUACGGUUGCGAGAUGACGCGAUUGGUCCCUACGAUCCCGCAUACGCGCGAACCGACCUUUAGUUCGUUCGCCGCCGAUCUCGUGUACGGUCGUACCUGUUGGUACCCGAUUGAGCGCUCGCCGGUUAGGAAGCAGUCUAAUCCCAGUCGUUUUCGAAAGAUCGUCACGCGGUCUCGUACGUGCCACCGAUAUAUAUAUAUAUACAUAUAUACAUACAUACAUACAUACAUACAUACAUACAUACAUACAUACAUACAUAGAUACAUAUAUACAUACAUAUAUAUAUAUAUAUAUAUAUAUAUAUUCGGGUAUAUAAGAGAGGUGUGGAAGAAGGGAGAGUAGGGGAGGAAGGAAGAAAACAAAAAAAGGGAAGGAAGGAAGAAAGGAAAGGCGUAAAUCGAGAAUAAGAUAGCUCGCGUAGAUCGCGAGUGUCGUCCGUUCAUCCCUUCUGCGACGGAAAAUCUGGAAAGUCAAGGUGCGAGUCUCGAAAUGUCGUCCCUGAAGGGCGAUAAGACACCUUACGCACGUCUUUGCCACAUCGUCAAGUGGGAUGACUUUGACGGUUACGGCUUCAAUCUUCACGCGGAGAAAGGAAAGAACGGGCAGUACAUCGGUAAGGUGGAUGAGGGUUCCCCGAGCCAAGCUGCUGGCUUGAAGCAAGGGGAUCGAAUCAUCGAGGUAAACGAGAUUAACAUAGCCAAUGAGACUCACAAGCAGGUGGUCGAACGCAUCAAGGCGUUCCCGAACGAGACCAAGCUCCUGGUGCUCGAUCAUGAGGCUGACGAGUACUUCAGGGCAAACAACGUCAUCGUCAAGGGCACCAUGGCGAACGUCAAGGUGAUCAAGACGCCGGAGAGGAAUCCGAACAGCGUGGAUCACGAGGAGGGAUCGGACCACGGCAUCUCCGCCGACGAGAAUGCACGAAAGUCGACCGGGUCCAACGACACGGAGCAUAGCGAUAGCACGGCAACGACGGUGAAUGCUUCUACGAUAGCGAUGACAACGACGACGAUGAUGACGACGACGGCUUCGUCGACGACGAUGUCCUCGUUGUCGAGCGAAAACGAAGAGACGAGUGUCGCUCGGGAAAACGGCAGUACCAAGUCGAGAAACAGCGAGACGACGGAGGCACACGUACACGGAACCGGCAACGGCACCGUCGCCGGGAACAACGAGCCCCGGCAAGGUUUGAACCUGAAGAUGAGCGCGAAGGAGCUCAGGGCUCAGCUGGCGGCACGGAAGAAGUACGAUCCUAAGAAGGAGUCGAUCGGCUUCAAGGACAAAUUCGACAUCGUUCAGAAACUUUAAUUAUUAAGUCGGCUAAUUAAGAAGAACAAAGAAAGAAAGAAACAAACAGGCAAACAAGCAAGCACAAAAAGAAACGAAAAUUGAAAGGACACGGUAUCAUCUCGAUCGAUCUAAAAGCCACGAUGUGAUUCUUCGUAUUUCUUGGCGAUCCUUUCUGGUUCUUGCAUUUCUCUUUUAUCGGCCCUUUCUCUCUAUAUACUCAUCGAUAUUAUUAUUACGAACGAGCCAAAUCUCCGUUGGCCAAAUUUUAUCUAGCGGGGUAGAGGAAGGCGCUUUAUCGAAAAGGAACGUACACAUACGAUUACAUCCAUCCGGUCGUUGCGAUAAAACCGCGACGCGUUACGUUCGUUGGCUUUGUUAAUUAUUGUUUUAAGCGGGAAGAUCGCGUGAUGAAGGUACGCGAUAGAUAUAGGUAUAGCAUAGAUUAUAUACACAAUAUAUAUAUGGGAAAAGAGAGAAAGGACAACAAAUCGUCGUGUUCUCGUUCCUUCGAGAGAAUCCUCUCGCGAAUGCGAAUACGAAAAUCGGUAUACGAUAUAUAGGUGGAGAAACGUUCGGUUGGUAACGCGAGUCCGGAUAUACGUAAUUACGAAGACACGGAUAAUUACGGUAAAUUCGUUCCUCGAAGAUGUUACCGCGAUUACCUGCCAUUUUCGCGGCAAAAUACUUCCGGAUAUUCGUUCGUUAGGCAGAGCCUCCUCCUACUUAUUUUCCUCUUCCCGUCUUUCGCAAUCGGUUUGUCGUCAAAGAUAUUUUUUUUUCUUUUCGUUUCUUUUUUAAAACUUUGUGUAAUCUCGGGAGCGAGUCGCCGAUAAUUUAUUCCCGAAUGCUAGUCGCCGAUUCUUCAUUUUCAUCAAAAAUUCGUAUUUGCGCGACAAAAAUUCGAUGAACUCGCCUUUGGUAUUGGCUCGAAGCUAGCCGCGAAUAGUUUUUGAAAAAUUAUAUUUCCACGUACGAUGGAAACGCAAGAUGCUAUUCUCCUCCAGAUUCGUGCGCCUCUAGGAUCGAGGAAAAUGAACGUACACAUACGAUUUCAUCGUGUCGCCUUUGACACCGAUCUUCGAAAGAUAAGCGCAACGCCGUUAUUAAUCGUCUCUUUUAUAAAUAUUUUCUCCGUCAAACUUUGUAUCCACUUACUUUUCCCACUAUCAGCCGUUCGAAAAAGUUUGCGUCUGGGUUGCGAAGGAACUUUGCGUUUCUCCGAUCAUCGGAAGGAAUUUUUCAUCGAUAAGAAAUAACGAUAACGUCAAUGCAUUAUUGCGGUUAUCGAGAUAGAAGGAAGUCGUGAAAACGUAAUAGAAAGUGUAAUAUGUAGUCCGGUAAUAUAACGUGUCCUACAUGUCGAUAAAAUAGCAAGUAACGUGCAAUUGUAAAAAUGUUAUUACGACGAAAUGAGAUAACCGAGUUAUAGCAAGUAGCAAGUAGCAGCGAGAAUGCGCGUUAGAACGCAAUCGUACAAUGCUGAGAAUACAAUAUUUUUCACGUUAGUUCGCAUAGUUGGUUUACACGCUUGAAUCGAGACUCGAGGAGAGUCGUAGGAACGUAUAUAAAAGUUAGGUUUAGAUCUGACUGUACGUUGCUAAAUAUUACGACGACAUGUUGUGCAACAUUCAAUUAUCGUUAUCGUCGCUGGUACGCGCUCACCUGCAUCCAACCCGAGUCAGAGACACGAUUCGUGCCGCUCGUACUAACGACUUUUGGUUUCCCUUUCUUCCUAAAUCUCCAAAAUGGCAUCGCGAUUUCUAACUCUUAUUACAAACGUUCAUUUAGAUUUUACACGCAAAUUCUAUUCCACCAUUAUAUUUAUUCUCUCUCUUUUUCUCUUUUUUUUUUUUUUUUACGCUAGUCCGUUGUACCGACUACUAUCUAUCGACGUUAGCGCAACGUCAGGUUUAUUCCGAUUAUUCCUAUAUUAUUCAAGCCUAUAACGUACGUUUCAAGUAAUUUUAUUGUUGUAUUCGUCGUUGAGCGACGGGAUUUGCAUUGAGCAAUAGCAUUCGAUGACAUUAGAGCAUUACUACUCCAAAUACCGUUAGGACGACGCGCGACUUAUACGUUCGCUCAAAGGAUCGCCUUCAAGGAUCGCUAAUCGUGAAUGGAAUUUUAAUGCGCGAGAGCCCCUUUUCUUUCCAUAGAUCAUCGCUGGUACGAGGAGAGUUCGUUUAGCAUUACGACGAUUAGCAUUACGCGCGAGAUGCACGAAAAAUCUCACUCGCGUAUGCGAUUCGGUGAAAUAUCUAUGUAUCUCUGUGUUGAUUCCUACAGAACCAAUUUUGUACAUCUUUCUAAUUUAUUCGCUUUCAAGGAUUUUUUUUUUUUUUUUAUUAUCUUCAGAGUCUAUCAUCUCGUCGAGUCGAUGCCUUGUAAAGUCGAUUAAAUUGACGACAGUGUCCUGUAAAGUAUUGUACUUUUGCCGAUCUAGAUAUUCAAGAUGCCUACAUUGUCGACGAUCGCCGUCGUUGAUCGCCGUUAAGAAGGUGACCGCCAUCGUAACUUAGAAACGUGUCGGAGUAUUUUUCGAGGAAGGCUAUAAAUCGUAUUACGUGGCUAUAAAUUGUAAUUGUUCAAUCGUCUCCUAAUAACACACGUUCGCACGUCAAUCACGUUUUCUGCAAUACGUUUGAUCGUUGUAAAAUGUAAAUAUUAGAGAAGUCGUGUGCCAGUUUCGGUGCAACGAUCACGAUGAAAGGGUGGAUACUACGUUUAUACAAAAUCACGGUCCCGCUUAUAUAUUUGCAACGUUUCUUUUCUUUUUUUUUUUUUUUUUUUUUUCCUUUAAUCUCAUUUUAUCUCUUACUACCAACGGUCAAUAGUUACUCACUACUUUUCAAGUAAACAUUUGUUAUAAUGGAUCGGAUAGAUUCGAGAGAGACGAUGUAUAUUUUGUUUAGUAAAAAAAAUCGUAAUCUUUUCUAUCGAUUGGUUGCACCGAACUUUUAAAAUGUAUAUAAUUAUAAGCACAUAUACAUAUGCACGGUUCUUUUUUUUUUUUUUUCCUCCAUUCUUCCCGUAAGAAUGGAACGUGCACGUUGUUAUGGUUAUCGAGCGCACAUAAAGAUGUUAAUUACGUUAGUUUAAGUUUACUAUUUUCUUGUUUGACUAUAAGACUUAGUUAUUGUGUUACUCAUUGUAGUACGUGUACGCGCGUACCUACUGUCUAUUUACAUAAAACGUCGAUGUACGUGUUAUUAUUCGUU
Vespa velutina is the source of this 4653-nucleotide messenger RNA. RefSeq names its product Na(+)/H(+) exchange regulatory cofactor NHE-RF1. The record is from RefSeq and is a predicted model, not a curated record. Lineage: Eukaryota; Metazoa; Arthropoda; Insecta; Hymenoptera; Vespidae. The transcript is spliced from 2 exons. Gene Ontology annotation, cellular component: apical plasma membrane. Bases 638 to 1456 code for a protein of 272 amino acids. Gene Ontology annotation, biological process: protein localization to plasma membrane. Gene Ontology annotation, molecular function: protein-membrane adaptor activity; protein binding.